Molecule: messenger RNA, 1199 nt
Organism: Pseudomyrmex gracilis
Lineage: Eukaryota; Metazoa; Arthropoda; Insecta; Hymenoptera; Formicidae
Gene: Gclm
Product: glutamate--cysteine ligase regulatory subunit
Exons: 6
Coding region: 18-755 (245 amino acids)
Biological process (GO): glutathione biosynthetic process
Cellular component (GO): glutamate-cysteine ligase complex
Molecular function (GO): enzyme regulator activity; glutamate-cysteine ligase catalytic subunit binding
Source: RefSeq, a predicted model, not a curated record
GUGUAAGCUCGCCGAAUAUGCCUUCGCGCGAUUUGCUUGUCAACACCGGGAACAUACUUUCCCUGAGCGAGGCGAAGCAGUUAGCCAGCCAAAACACCACCGAUGAGUUAACCGAGUCGUUGAAAAUUAUUUUAAAGGAUGAACAGAACAAGGGAGACAGUGCGACAGUUAUUAAUGGAAAGGAAGAUACAAAUAUGCAGGAUGUUGACAGGAAAGAUUUGAAGAUUACUACUAAAGUAUUUAUUUCCUCGCCUAAUGUUGAUUUAUUGAAGGAAGCAUUGGACCAAGCAUUUAAAGCACUACGUACAAAUACCAUAGAAUCUUUAGUAAUAGCUUACAAAACGGAUGAGAGCCCGGAGGAUACAUUGUUGUCAUUGAAACAAAUAUGGUCUGUGGUAGAGAAAUAUGUGAAAGCUGACAAAUUGUUCAGUGUCGGAUUGAGCGACAUUAACACCAACACGUUCACGGAUCUAUUCCACUGGGCUGAGGUAAAGCCAAACAUAGUACAAAUUAAUUUAACUGCCUGUUGUGUGGUGCCGCCAGCCUUGCAAGAAUUCACUAAGCAAAAUGACAUUCAAUUACUAACGCACAGCGAUCCAGCUGAAAUACUUCCUCAAGAAGUGUUAGAGGAUAUAUUCGGCAGCACUGCCGCCUUGCACUGGCUGCUAAAGUAUCAGGUCUACUUAAAAUGUCGUGGAAUAUUAUUGUCAAAGGGAUACUUAUUGCACAUUAAAAAGCCAAAUGUUCAACCUUAACAUUAAUAGUAUUGCUAGAUUUAUGUCUGUUGUGUAGUAUACGAAUUGAUACGGUAUAAUGUGUGUAUCUGGUAUACACAUAUUAUAUACAACAAUAUAUAUAGUUUCAUAUUAUUUUUUAUUACAUACAUAUUUUACACAGAAAUAGAAAUCAUUAAGCUUUCUUAUUAUUAGCAUUUUGAAUUCAUGUAUAUAUUUAUUAUUAUUGUUAUUAUUAUUAUUAUUAUUAUUAUUACACGUGUUGUAACAAAUGUAUUUUAGAUGUGCCUUACUUUUUAAGUUCGUAUCAUUAGAGAUCUCACGAGCUUUUGUAAACUUUUUGCAUUUUUAUAUAGAACAGCUGUUAUACUUUAUGUCAGUAGACGUUACCAACUUAAUUAUACAAUUAUCAUUAGAUAUUGAAAAAAUGUAAAUUAUUGAAGAAAAAUAUAUAUUGCGCAAAUA